AUGGCCGUUUUGGGCCCUCUGCUCGGAGCUUCUCCUUUGGUGGAACUGUGCGGCCCUGGGCACCCAAUGCAACCAGCACAGUCGGUCCCUGGACGACCUGGCACGCACCACCGCAUGCCUCCUGCUGGCCUCCUCAGGAGCCCGGGCUGCUUCAAAGCCUGCAGUGUGGUGGGCUCCUGGGUGUGCCCAUGGCCCCUGGCACACAGCGACUCUGAGAAUGUCUAUGAGGCCAUCCUGGACGUGCAGGGCCCGCAGUGGGAGGAGAGCCCGGAGCAGCAGUGCGCUUCCCUUCGGGUCUGCGCGGCCUUCACUGGGGUUUCUUUCUUCGGGGGCAGCCCUCCCCCUGGUGGCCAGGGUGGGGAACAGCACCCGGCGGACGGGGACGCAGGCGGGGCCCUGUGUCCCCUGGCUCUGCCUGCAGGCAGGCAGCUCCUCUGGGGUGGCCGCUCAGGGAGCGGGGGAAGCCCGGCGAAAGCCUCAGAGGCCCCUCCCCCGAGGCCACAGUCCUUAUUUCUGGGUGCGGUCACCGUCCUGCCCCAGAGGCGGGAGAGCGGCGGGAGCCCGCUGCUGCUGCUGCCGGCCACCGGCCACUGGGAGGAGGAGUUACGGCCCAGCUGCCACUUCUUACCCAAACAGCCCGGGAGGUGCCGCACUGGAGCAGGCGGCCUGCACGGGAAGGAGCCCAGGGCCCUCGUCCUCCCUCCUCCAGGAACUGGCAAACUCCAAGGGAAGCCCGAGGUGGCUGUGACUGAGAUACAGCAACUGGCCUCGGGACAGAUCCACCCGUCCUCUCUCGGGGCCGGCCAGGGGCCUUUGCAAAGUGGGGUGGAUGAACCCCCGGAGCUUGUGUACGCGAACGUAGCGAGGCAGCCUCGGGCCUCUCGCCGGGCGCGGCCGCGGCCCCCGCCCAGCCCGGGGUGGGAGACGCACACAGGCACCAGCACCGGCGCCCCCUACUGCUACAACCCGGACACGGGCCUGACGACCUGGGAGGAGUCGCCCUUUGAGACUGCUGAGGUCUCCGCUAUCCCAGCCACCUCCGCGACCUCCGUGGGCAGCCGCGAGAGCCUCGAGACCGAGUGGAGCCGAUGCUGGGAUGAGCAGAGCCGCGGGGUGUUCUUCUGCGACCGUGCCACCGGCGACACCGCCUGGGCGGAGAUGCGCCGAGACUGGCCCCGGCAGCCCCAGGGACCAGAGGGCGAGGGGCGGGGCUAUCUGCCGUCCCUCUGGCCCCGCCUCCUGCUCCACCCAGCCCCAGGGACCCAAUGGCAAGGGGGUGGGCUGGUCCCUCAGCCCCCCAGCCCCGAGACGGACUACCCUGAGUUGCUGACCGGUUACCCGGAGGAAGACUUCCCCGUGGGCUCCCUCGGUGAGCCCGGCGCCACCUCUCCCUUGACCACACCCCGCGGCCGGUCUUGUCGCAUCAGCCAAGACAAGCAGAAGCUUUACACCAACAGCUUCACCCCAGAGCAGGUCCCUGUCCCUGCCCCUCGAAGCAUGCACAAAUCUAGCCAGGACAGUGACACUCCAGCCCAGGCCAGCCCUCCCGAGGAGAAGAUCGAGACCCUGGACAAGGCAGGGCUGCCGCAUCGCACCAGGGCGGUGGACAAGGGAAAGCGGCUCCGGGGAGACCACAGUGCGGUAGCAGGCCCAUUGGAGCUGAGGGCUCCCUGUGACCCUGCCCACCCUUCCUCCCUGUCCCACAGAGGCAGCCUUCCAGGUUCUGCACCCCUGAAUCUCCUUCCCUGUCAGUUCCAGAGGCCGGGGCUGUCCCUCAGGAAGCUUCCCUCGCUUAGUUUUUUGCAGGCCAGCGCUCUGGGUGAGGCCUGCCACAUCCUGCGGGGGCUCAUGUGGAGGUGGCUACGGAGCCACAAUGGCUCAGAGUACCUGAUCCAGCAUGACUCAGAGGCCAUCAUCAACACCUGGCACAAGGCCAUCGCCGAGGGCAGCCAGCAGCUGUCGGAAUUAGAAGCUCAGUACUGGGAGCCAUAUGCUGGGUUACAUCUACAGGAGCUGAGGAAAAUACAGGAAGAGGGGCCAGGCACUGGGAGGCAGCUGAAGGAGGCCAAUGUGCUGAGGUUCCAUAGUAGAGGUGCGCUCACCCUGGGCCCCAGGGGUCUGGGGAGCGCAAGUUUCUGCAGGGGCAGCCCAGGCUGCAGUCGCUGCGGCAGAAGGGCCACCUCAAAGGUACCGGCUUGCAGAGGGCGCGCGAGGGUGGCGCAGGGCCGGGCGCUGACGAGCCUCCCCCGCACCAGGUUCAGCCGCGCGCUGGCCGCGCUGUGCGAGCGGGAGCGGAGCCGGAGCCGCGCUUCGUGCCACGUGGGUCGAGGGCUGGACGUCGACGGGCUGUACCGCAUCAGUGGAAACCUGGCCACUAUCCAGAAGCUGCGCUGUAAGGUGGACCACGAUGAGCCUCUCGACCUGGGCGACCGACGCCGACGCUGGGAGGACGCGCAGGUUAUCACGGGCGCGCUGAGGCUCUUCUUUCGGGAGUUGCCCGAGCCCCUCUUCCCCUUCUCACACUUCUGCCAGUUCAUCACGGCCAUCAGCGCGCACCUGCCGGAGGCCCAGCGCAGCCGCUGUGUGCCUGACCUGGUGGGCUCGCUGCCCGCCCCCAGCCGGGACACGCUGCGGCCGCUCUUCCAGCACCUGUGCCGGGGGAUCGAGCACGGCGAGCAGAAACGCAUGUCGGUGCAGAGCGCGGCCAUCGUGUUCGGGCCCACGCUGCUGCGGCGGACGGAAGAGACCAGCGUGCCCAUGACCGUGGUGUUCCAGAGCCAGGCGGCGGAGCGCAUCCUGCGGCCGUGCUCGGAUACCUGCGACUGAGUGCGGAUGGAGGCCACCCAGCUGGACUUCACAGACCCUCCGCCUCCCCCGCGUCUGCAGGCGGUUGUGACGUCCUCACCCCUCGGUUCCGAGGCUAUGGUGACCCCUGGUGGGCAGUUCACAAAAUGUGACUUUUCUGAAGCAUGUCCUGUUUGGGGUAAUUGGGUUCUGCUUUGUAGCGCAGUGCCGCCCCCUGUGCGCAUGCGACAGCGUGCGGGUGAGUGUUCUGGGAGAGACCACCCUGGGAGGAGGAAUUUGCUGAGGGGGCUUCCCGGCUUCUUCGGGCCUUCCCCUGAAUGAGGCCUUCACCAAGACCCCGUGUGUCCCAGACCUGUGCGGACCAUGAAGCAGCUAAGACAACUGCCCCGCUGCCCAAACAGGACUGACCCGGCCUCCAGCGUGGGCAGCCGGACCUGCCUUCCUCAGGCCUCAGGGAUGACGCUGCCGCGGGCCCCCUGGCAGGCUGGCUGCGGCCCAGUUUCACCUGCUUUCCCGUUCGGGCUCCAUGCUCCUGCCCUCCCUGACCCGCUGGUGUUCUGUGCAAGGGUGCUUCAUGUUGGCUAAGUGUGCCCUCUGAACCUGCCACUUGACGUGCACCAGUUCCACACACCGUCCCAUUUUACAGAUGAGGAGACUGAGGCUUGCAGAGGCAAAGUGACUUCUUCAGGGCCCAGUAGAUGAUCUGACUCCCCAGAAAAGGCUCCUCUCACACUAGAGCACAGCCGGGGGUGGGGUGGGGGCCCUCUAGCUGUCAAGUACCCUUGCCUGGUGCCCACCUAACCUGAAGAGUUGGGAGAGGCUGCGGGGUGGGGCAAAGGAGGACACAACCUCAGGACAGGAAGUGUAAACCCUAGGGGUCCGCAGCCCCUCCCUCCUCAGACACGAGCCACCUCAGUUUACAGAUCUUGGCCCCCUGCCCUACUCACCUGUUCAUUUAUUCAAAAAAUGACAGCUACUAUUUAUUGGA
This is a messenger RNA of Lemur catta (Ring-tailed lemur), 3793 nucleotides long. Its product is annotated as rho GTPase-activating protein 27-like. The record is from RefSeq and is a predicted model, not a curated record. NCBI's taxonomy places the organism in Eukaryota, Metazoa, Chordata, Mammalia, Primates, Lemuridae. Gene Ontology annotation, molecular function: protein binding. Gene Ontology annotation, biological process: regulation of GTPase activity; signal transduction. Gene Ontology annotation, cellular component: cytoplasm.